Molecule: messenger RNA, 965 nt
Organism: Aspergillus ibericus CBS 121593
Lineage: Eukaryota; Fungi; Ascomycota; Eurotiomycetes; Eurotiales; Aspergillaceae
Exons: 1
Coding region: 380-865 (161 amino acids)
Biological process (GO): protein import into nucleus
Molecular function (GO): nuclear import signal receptor activity
Source: RefSeq, a predicted model, not a curated record
GACGCGUAAAAGAGAUAGACGGAGAGAGCGAGAGACAGAGGACGGGCGCGCCAACUUCGCUUAGGCGGAAGUGGCGCUUGCGGGCGGAGCUGGCUGAAAACAGCAAAUCAGCGGCGUCCCGUGACUGGGCAAUCCCACCUCCGAACGAAGCAUCAACACUUUUUUCCCCUCCUUCACCAUCUCGCCUUGCGCUUGUCCUGCUUCCUUUGUCUAGCCUCUUUCUCUAUCCCCUUAUUUUCUUAAGGCUGCUGGGAUCUCCAUCUCCCCCCAUUCUGCUACCUUCCUCCACUUUCUACUUCCCCUUCUCUUCCUUUCUCUUCACCUAAUCUACCCGGUGGUGGUGCGCUUUGUUUUCACCCCUCUUGUGUCCCAAGCAACCAUGGCCGAGCGCUACAUCCCAGAGCAUCGUCGCACCCAGUUCAAGGCCCGGAACCAGUUCCGGCCUGAUGAACUCCGUCGUCGUCGUGAGGAACAACAGGUUGAAAUCAGAAAGCAAAAGAGAGAAGAGAACUUGGCCAAGAGGAGAGGCAUCCAGACCCGCGAUGGUGGCAUUGGUGUGGGCGGCGGCGUAGCGGCUGCCGAGAGUGACGAUGAGGCCAGCGCUAUCGAGAGUGAGGUAUGCUGUCCUUGCUCCCAUUUGUUCAUUUUGCAUCUUUCGAUUUCUUUCUGCUCUCCACCCGGGCGUUGGAUCUUCCAUGCCCGUUUUCGAUCUUGUUUUGCUCGUCCAGAUGCGUCUCGGCGAGCUUUUCACCGCUUUGCCGCCGGGGGCGAGCCCUCAUCCGGCUCUGACUGGGCGGGCACACGAUCAUCAUCCGAGUCCAUCAUGCUCAGCCAAGAUGCUUUCAUUCCCGUGCAGUAUAGCUAAUGGGUUAUCUUCUAGCUUAACGUGGAGCUCCCCGAGAUGGUGAAGGGCGUCUUCUCCGACCAGAUCGACCAGCAGAUUCAGGCCACCACCAAGUUCCGCA